This is a messenger RNA of Mycena indigotica, 846 nucleotides long. RefSeq lists its product as uncharacterized. The transcript has 3 exons. The record is from RefSeq and is a predicted model, not a curated record. Lineage: Eukaryota; Fungi; Basidiomycota; Agaricomycetes; Agaricales; Mycenaceae. Bases 1 to 846 code for a protein of 281 amino acids.
AUGUUGCAAGACGGGACUGCUGUUUAUCCCAUUGAACAUCGCGAGACGCAAAAAGGCUUGAACGAAACUACUCUCCAAGACCCUGUCAAAGAGCAAGGCGUAGUGCGUAUAGCUAAGAACGAUCCCGAACGGAAGAGCAUCGGAAUCGAGUGGAGGAAUGGGAGAUGCAGGCUAGACGUUCCGAAACCUCUCAGACGGAGGGACCAUGACCAUGCGGCACAAGCGGCACGCGUCAAAAAGCUCAUUGGGAUGUUCAAUGCUGGAUUGACUAUGGAUGCGGACGACGCGUUCAAGUGGUAUCAGUUGAAAGGCCCGCGAAACGCAUUGCGUUUGGCCACAAUCGAAUUCAUGUCCCUUGAACUGAGCGGAGCUUUCACUUCCCGUCAACCAUAUCUUCAUUCCCCUGUCGACGACAUUUACUCUCACUUCUUCGUCGCUCAGUGGGCAGCGGUGUUUCACCGACUGCCGGCGGAACAUGAUGUCGACUCGAUCAGCUUGAAUCGAUUACGAACAGAGUUAAGCACCCAGCAAGCUGCAGCGACGGAUAAAAUCAGUGGCCUUGCCGUUCAUGCCCCAGAUGUCGUGAAAUAUGGCAGCUUCUUGUGCGAAUGUGGAUCUCUGUUCAAAGCUUGGAAGGCCAGAUUAAGCACGUUGGACACAGACUACAGAGGAGCAAUCUACAAAGUCACAGACCUGAACAAAAACAACGAAGAGCUCUUGAAGUCGUUGUUUAUGACUUACGCGUACCGUGGAGUUGCCGACUACAUGGAGGUCUUGGCUGAGUGGCGGUUGACGAAGGAUGAUGAUUUGUCUGACGUCGAGUCGGAGCCUGAGCCUGAGGAUUAG